This is a messenger RNA of Stegastes partitus (bicolor damselfish), 2563 nucleotides long. RefSeq names its product matrilin-2. The transcript is spliced from 13 exons. The coding region runs from base 179 to 2329 and encodes 716 amino acids. Gene Ontology annotation, molecular function: calcium ion binding. Lineage: Eukaryota; Metazoa; Chordata; Actinopteri; Pomacentridae. The record is from RefSeq and is a predicted model, not a curated record.
UACAGAAAGACAGGUCUGGAAUAUAUGUUAAAUUAAAACGUGGAGCUACUACAUUGACAGAUUUUUCCUGCCUGACGCUUCUCUCUGGAAUCAGUGCUGGGAUUUCCUGAGACUUGGUUCGCAGUGUGGGAAAUUGGCAUUUUUGUUUAAAAGGCUGCAGUUGUUGCCACUCAUCAGAAUGAGGUCCUUGGCCCUUGGCCUCUUCUGCCUGUUGUGCUGUGACGCAGUGCGGCUGGACAGGCGCCGUCCCAAACCCAUCACAGCCAGAAGGCAAAAUGAGUCUACUGUCCAAACCAAAGCAUUGGAGAAUGCCUGUAAAGCCAUCCCGCUGGAUUUCUUCUUUGUCAUUGACAGCUCCAGAAGCAUCCGUCCCAACGACUACGAGAAGGUCAAGACUUUCAUAAUCAACCUGCUCCAGUUCCUCGAAGUCGGCAGUGAUGCGACACGCGUGGGUCUGCUCCAGUACGGCAGCGUGGUCCAGCCCGAGUUCUCCCUCAACACCUAUACCAAGAAGGCCGAGGUGGAGCAGGCGGUGAGGAACAUGGAGCACCUCGCCACAGGGACCAUGACGGGUCUGGCCAUCCAGUACACCAUGGAGACAGCCUUCACCGAGGAGCAGGGAGCCCGACCGAAGAGCAUGCACAUCCCACGUAUUGCAAUGAUUGUGACUGAUGGGAGACCUCAGGACACGGUGGAGGAGGUUGCAGCUCAGGCGAGACGGGCUGGCAUCCAGAUCUUUGCUAUUGGAGUGGGCAGGGUGGAUAUGAACACCCUGAAGGCCAUAGGAAGUGAGCCACACUCUGAGCAUGUGCACCUGGUGGCCAACUUCAGCCAGAUAGAAACGCUGAUCUCAGUGUUCCAGUCCAAACUGUGUGGAGAUGCAGAGAUGUGUGACGUGGUGGACCAUCAGUGUCAGCAUAUCUGCGUGAGUAGCCCUGCCUCAUACAGGUGCAAGUGUAGGAAAGGAUUCACCCUCAACCCUGACGGCAAGACGUGUAAAGCUGAGGAUACAUGUGCUGUGGUGGAUCACGGCUGUCAACACAUCUGUGCUAACCUGCCUGAUGGCUACGAGUGUCGCUGCCGUCCAGGGUAUCAACUAACAGUAGACAACAAGACAUGCAACAGAAUAGACUACUGUGACCUGGGGAACCAUGGCUGUGAACACGACUGUGUCAGCGUUCCAGAGUCCUACAUCUGCAGGUGUAACAAAGGCUAUGUCCUCAAUCUGGAUGGAAAAACCUGCAGCAAGAUUGAUCAUUGUGCUGAUGGCAGUCACGGGUGUGAGCAGGAGUUCAUGAACACAGCAGACUCCUGUAUAUGUAAAUGCAGAAGAGGCUUCACACUCAGACCAGAUGGAAAAACAUGCAAGAAGCUCGAUCACUGUGCUGAUGGCAGCCAUGGGUGUGAACAGGAGUUUAUGAACACAGAGGACAGCUGUGUGUGUAAAUGCAGAAAAGGCUACACACUCAGACCUGAUGGGAAAACAUGCAAAAAGAUAGAUCACUGUGCUGAUGGGAAACAUGGCUGCGAGCAGGAGUUCAUGAACACAGAAGAUUCAUGUGUGUGCAAAUGCAGAACAGGAUACACGCUGCAACCUGACGGAAAAACAUGUCAGCAGACAGAGUGCGGCGAUGGAGUCAUGGAUCUAGUUUUUGUGAUCGAUGGCUCCAAGAGUCUGGGUCCAGCCAACUUUGAGCUUGUCAAGCAGUUUGUAAAUGGCAUCGUGGAUUCGCUGAACAUUUCCAGGAUGGGAACGCAUGUGGGCCUUCUUCAGUACUCCACCAAGGUGCGCACAGAGUUUACCUUGAGCCAGUACACCACUGCGCGGAACAUCAAGCAGGCGGUGAGCCGGAUGCAAUACAUGGGAAGAGGCUCCAUGACUGGCUCAGCUCUACGUCACAUGUUUGAGUUCAGCUUUUCAGCCAAAGAAGGCGCCAGGCCGAACACCCCACGUGUCAGCAUCGUGUUCACUGACGGAAGAUCACAGGAUGAUGUUUCCGAAUGGGCCACGAAAGCAAAGAACUCUGGGGUCACAAUAUACGUCUUGGGUAUUGGUAAAGCCAUUGAACAGGAGCUGAGAGAAAUAGCGUCAGAGCCUGAUGAGAAGCAUCUGUAUUAUGCUGAGGAUUUUGAGAAAAUGGGAGAAAUUACAAAGAAACUCAAGUCCAGGAUAUGUACAGAUAAACCAUCCGAUGACAGCAUGUGCCAGUGUGAGAACAUGAUAAUGUUUCAGAACCAAGUUACUGAGAAGCUGAAGAACCUGUUUCAGAAUAUUGAAGCCAUGUCACAGAGGUUGGAGACACUCGAGAAUCAACUUGUGCAUAAUUAAAAGACUGAAACCUGUCCAUCAACCCUCCACUAAUCUGCAGUGUAGCAUUCAUGGGAUCCUGCUCAACAAGCUGCGCUGAACAAUAUGCAAAUAAAAUGCUUUCUACUGAAGAUAUUUAUACACUUUUCUAAUAACACAAUGUAUUUUUGUUUGAGAUGUUCUUUGCUACAUUAUACCAAAUCACAUACAUAACUCUCUGUACAGCAGAUUGACAAAUAAACAUUUUACACCUCA